Paramormyrops kingsleyae is the source of this 1029-nucleotide messenger RNA. RefSeq lists its product as uncharacterized. The record is from RefSeq and is a predicted model, not a curated record. NCBI's taxonomy places the organism in Eukaryota, Metazoa, Chordata, Actinopteri, Osteoglossiformes, Mormyridae.
GUCAUGCCCGAUUGUAUUUACUGCUCCACACCACAUAGUUAGUGGCGCCUAGCAACCAGCAGACGCCACAACACACCAGGGACAACAAGGGGUGAGGACGCCUCCGAUUUUCCUGUCCUGCUGCAUCCUACCGCAGAGCGAGGGAUACGUCUGGAAUCCAGCGUGAAGACAAACCAAGAGGAUGAAGGUUUGCCAAAAGAAAGACUGAUACCCAACUCAUUCGUAGCCCAUCUUCGAAGGCACCCCCACCCCACAUCUUCCAGCUGUCAGUUUGAGAAUAAAUUAAUAUGGCAGCUCUUCACUCUAGUGGAGACCAGUGGUACUGCAGCCUGCAGCAGCCAACUGAGGGACAGCCGUCGGAGCUGAAGAGGAAGACGGAGCUCCAGGGCUGUGGCCAUGGAGCCAGACCAAUCAGAGAGGCCUGGGAUGUGGCACUCGCACGUGAUUGGCUGGAUGCUGAUGAGAAUAAAGAGAUCAGGGUUUACCUGCUGAAAAACAUUUUGCCAACACUGAUUCCCUGCUUGGAGAAGCUUCUCAGAGAGGCAGAGGCAAGGGGGGAGGUAGCAAGAGGGAGCGCGACUGAGGAAAGCGAGGCAGCUCCCCAGCACAGCUUCAACCCUUUGAAUUUCCUGGCCCAUAACCUGAUGAGGACCUCACCUCCUCCAUGGAGCUCCUGCCAGAUCAUCCAUCUCUGUGGCGCCCCCUAUUGCCACUCGGCUGGACCCUAUUACCACCUUGGUUUGGAGCUCACGGUGCAGGAGCUGCAGAGAUCGAUGGGUGGAGAGCGAGACGGCAGUUCCAGGGUAUCGCAGCUACAGCAGCAGGUGAAGGAACACAGGCUGGAGGAGCACAGUCUGCACAGAGAAGCACAGGGAACAGCUGGACCGACAGCGGGGACACCUGACAAAGAGCACCCCAUGUGACAUGACAGACGCCACGCUGAAGAUGCCACACCCUGGAGAGGCAUUUUAAAGAGGAAUCUCCACACUGUUAACAGACGUCAAUAAAACAUAGUGUGGGUUGCACGAA